Thecamonas trahens ATCC 50062 is the source of this 1062-nucleotide messenger RNA. RefSeq lists its product as uncharacterized. Gene Ontology annotation, molecular function: small GTPase binding. The transcript is spliced from 2 exons. Bases 1 to 1062 code for a protein of 353 amino acids. The record is from RefSeq and is a predicted model, not a curated record. Gene Ontology annotation, biological process: regulation of actin filament polymerization. NCBI's taxonomy places the organism in Eukaryota, Apusomonadida, Apusomonadidae.
AUGGAGUUGACCUGCGGCGAGGUGGUUGACUGCGAGCUGGAGUGCGGUCGCACGUGGGUGUCCUGUAAGUGUAACGAGAUGGGCAAGCUUCUCUCCAAGUUCCAGGGCUCUAUGCCGCCGUCUGAGGUGUUUGUGGACUUUGCCAACGCGGCGCCGCAGACGGACGCCGAGCGGGCGGUGUUUGAGCCAGUGCAGGCGGUCAUUGACGAGGCGGACCAGAUUCUGCAGUCGCUGCUUACGUACGAGGGGUGUGGCGAGCUGAUCCGCGAGGCUAUUGUGAACCCGUCGGACGCGUCGACGGCUGCGGCGUGGCAGGCUGUCAUUCCGCAGGUGCAUCUGCUCCGGCAGUUCUACGAGUUCUCGGUCACGCUCACGGGCGUCAUUCCGAGCCUGCUGCAAGCGCUGUGCGAGCCCGGGAAUGCAGAGGACACGCUGGUGGCGAUGCAGUCAUUGACUCGCCAGCUGGCGGACAUCAUGAACUUUGUGCUCCGCUUCGACGACUCGAAGAUGACCAACCCGGCGAUCCAGAACGACUUUUCGUUCUACCGGCGGACGCUGAACAAGAUGAAGAUGACGGACCCGAAUGUCGAGGUGCCGAUCAAGGACGACCUCGCCAACAAGAUGUCGCUCUUCUACGCCUACCCGACGCCCAUGAUGAAGUGCUUGUCGGAGACGACGGUCUCGUUUGUGUCCAACAACUCGCUCCCGCGGGAGUCGGUCACCGAGCUCUUUGCCACCAUGGCCAACGCGUGCUACUCGAUGGUCCAGCUCGACAAGUUCAACGACCCCGCCGACACGGUCAACCAGGACCGGCUCAACAUGUUCUGCCUCCGCGCCCUCACGGCCUCGAUCAUCAUCUAUGACCACUCGGACCCCAUCGGCGCCUUCCACAAGAAGUCGCCCAUCCACAUCCGCGCCGCCAUCCAGACCCUCAAGGAGUUCCAGCCGGUCAACCCAGGCGACCACACCGAGACCGAGUCACUCAUCAACGCCCUGCGCUUCACCACGGUCCAUCUCAACGACGAGGGUGUGCCCUCUGCUGUGCAGGCCCUUCUCGAAUGA